This is a messenger RNA of Apis cerana (Asiatic honeybee), 1062 nucleotides long. RefSeq names its product acyl-CoA Delta-9 desaturase. Gene Ontology annotation, molecular function: stearoyl-CoA 9-desaturase activity; iron ion binding. Gene Ontology annotation, biological process: unsaturated fatty acid biosynthetic process. Gene Ontology annotation, cellular component: endoplasmic reticulum membrane. The record is from RefSeq and is a predicted model, not a curated record. Lineage: Eukaryota; Metazoa; Arthropoda; Insecta; Hymenoptera; Apidae.
AUGGAGAUAUCUCAAGAAACAGUUCAAGAAAAAUUUCAUAAAAAAGAAAUGACAAGGAAUCAGAAUAGUUUAAACGUAAAAUCAAAUUACAAAUACAAUAUUGUCUGGAAAAAUAUAAUUGGCAUGAUAUAUUUGCACCUGGGAGGUCUCUAUGGAUGGUUAUUUUGUCUUGACAUUUAUGAAAGAAUAUAUACAAUUUUAUGGUUUACUGUUCUGGGAAUAAUUACUUCGAUGGGUAUCAUAGCUGGAGCCCACAGAUUGUGGUGUCAUAGAACUUACAAAGCAAAGUGGCCCCUUCGAUUCCUAUUGAUGCUUCUUCAAACACUUGUUUAUCAGAAUCAUAUUUACGAAUGGGUACGAGCACAUCACAAAUUUACAGAUACUGACGCGGAUCCACAUAACGCGCGUCGAGGAUUCUUUUUUUCUCAUGUAGGUUGGCUGCUUGUUCGAAAACAUCCUGAUGUAAUUAAAAAAGGUGCCACAAUUAACAUAAGCGAUCUGGAAAAUAAUCCCAUUGUCGUUUUUCAAAGAAAGUGGAUAUUAUGUUUUAUGUUACUUCUAUUCAUAUGCAUUCUGAUUCCGGUGGGAGUACCUUGUUAUUUUUGGAAUGAAAAAUUCAUAAUUUCCUGGUACAUGAAUCUAGGGAGAUAUGUUUGGACUUUGAACAUGACAUGGUUGGUAAAUUCUGCUGAUCAUAUAUGGGGCAUGAAACCAUAUGACGUGAAUAUUCGACCAAUCGAAAAUUUAAUUGUGUCCAUAUUUACUUUCGGAGAAGGAUGGCACAAUUAUCAUCAUGUAUUUCCAUGGGAUUAUAAAACCAGUGAAUUUGGCUAUAAAACCAAUUUUACCACCGCAUUCAUUGAUUUCUGUGCUUUAUUGGGACAAGCAUAUGAUUUAAAAACUGUUCCCGAAGAAAUGAUUACAAAACAAAUAGCCAAAAAUGGAAAUGGAUCGAGCUGCAACAAAAACAAAAUCAUUUAUCAUGAAGAUACAAAAUGGGGCGAUAAAGAUAUGAAACCUCAUGAAAUCGAAAAAACAAAGAUUUUUAAUAAAAAAGAUUAA